Molecule: messenger RNA, 1471 nt
Organism: Cucurbita pepo subsp. pepo (vegetable marrow)
Lineage: Eukaryota; Viridiplantae; Streptophyta; Magnoliopsida; Cucurbitales; Cucurbitaceae
Source: RefSeq, a predicted model, not a curated record
GAAGAGUUCGAAAGGGAUCCGGAAAAUGCUCCAUGUUCAACGUUUGAAGCAGAGAGAAAAACGGGACGCCAAUGGCUAUGGAGAAACAAGCCCUAACAAACCAAAUGCCGCUCAUGGAAUUUCAUCUUUCCAACGCGAUUAUAAUUACGAACAAGUAUGAACAAUCCAACCAACGAAUUGAUCUCUCGGCUUUGAUUUGCUUCCUUCUUUGCUGUCGCUGCUCAAUCGAUCUCUCCCUGGGCGUUUAUAAGGCGGGAGAGAUCUAAUUUUAUUUUCUUCGAAUUUCUCCUUCCUCCGCCACUUCAUCCAUCAAUUUUGCCUCAAUAAUGGGCUGUGGAGAGUCGAAGCUUGCUGUCGCCACCACCGAUGGCGUCCUCCUCCGCAAGAAAUCCAGCGCACGAUCCAAGAACGGAUCCAAAGCUGCUGCUGUUGCCGUUGUGGAUGAUGUGAAGGCUGCGUCAGAGAAAAAAACAGAGAAGAUUAUCGAUGAGGAGAAAAUUGAUGGCUCUGUGAAGAUUGAAUCGGAGAAAAAAAUAGAGAAGCGAGAGAAAAAGAAGAGCGAUGCCGAGAAAAUCAUUGACUCUGUGAAGUUUGAAUCCGAGGAGAAGAGCGAUGGCGUUGUGGCGGAGGUCCAGAAUCCGGCGAUGGAGGUAGCGAAAACAGAGGAGGUCACCUGUGACGACGAGAAGAAGGAGAAGGAGGACGGAAACAAUGGCGGUGCUAUUGAAAAACAGGUCGCCGGAGAAACAAAAGCAGAGAAGGAGAAGGAGAAGGAGUUCAUUGUUUCCGGCAGUGGAAUUGAAGUAGCACAGGAAACUAAACCUGCCGUGGAACAGCAGUUGGCUGGAGAAGUAGAACAGGAAAAUAAACCUGUGGAGAAAAAGCAGGUGGCCAGAGAGGUAGAACAGAGAAUUAAACCUGCUGAGGAAAAGCAGGUAAUUAAAACUGUGGAUGAAAAGCACUUGCCCAUUGAAACGAAGACAGAGAAGAAGGAAGGCGACGAUAAUGGCGGCAGCGGCAGUGUUGAACAAGUAAUCAAACCGUUGGAGGAAAAGCAAUUGGCUGAAGAACCCAAAGUAGAGAAGAAAACUGGAGAGGCAGUGAAAUUGAAAGAAGAAACCCAAGCUAAGAAGGAAGAACCCGCUCCAAAAGUUGAACAAACCCAAGCUAAGAAGGAAGAACCAGCUCCAAAAGUUGAACAAACCCAAAUCUCAGACACUCCAGAUGCCAAGGGAAAUGCAGCAGGUGAAUUGGCAGUGAAGGACUCGAAAUAGCGCAAAAAAGUGCAUUGGAAGGGGCAUAUGAUGGCGGCUACUGGUAAAUGAUUUUGAGGCCAAAUUGAAAGAUGAUUGGAGAAAUAGUUAUAUAUCUUUACACAGAAACACACAUAUAUAUAAACUAAUUUUUAAUGUUGUAAAGAUUAUAGAAUGUUUGGUGAUGACUUUAAUAAGAACUCCGGUGGUUCAUUAAA